Messenger RNA from Cyphellophora attinorum, 297 nucleotides. RefSeq lists its product as uncharacterized. Bases 1 to 297 code for a protein of 98 amino acids. The transcript has 3 exons. Gene Ontology annotation, molecular function: proton transmembrane transporter activity. Lineage: Eukaryota; Fungi; Ascomycota; Eurotiomycetes; Chaetothyriales; Cyphellophoraceae. Gene Ontology annotation, biological process: proton motive force-driven ATP synthesis. The record is from RefSeq and is a predicted model, not a curated record.
AUGGCUACAAGUCAAGGAGUGAACGUACUCCGGUACUCAGCGCUCGUGUUCGGCGUCUUCUACGGCUUCACCCAUCAAAGAACCCUCACAGCUAGCGCCAAAGCAGCACACGAGAAAGAGGAGUAUGAUCACAAGGAGGCCCUGAUACAACGGGCAAAGGCAGCUUGGGCAGAGAAACAAAACCCAUUGCCAAGAUUAGGUGACGACGGAGGCGUGACAGAUCCGGAUAACAGUAAAUUCGAUCUAGGAGCAUUGCUGGAUAAGAUGGAUGCCGAUAGUCGGAAAGCGGGCGCAUAG